This is a messenger RNA of Solanum pennellii, 2976 nucleotides long. Its product is annotated as BTB/POZ domain-containing protein NPY4-like. The transcript is spliced from 5 exons. NCBI's taxonomy places the organism in Eukaryota, Viridiplantae, Streptophyta, Magnoliopsida, Solanales, Solanaceae. Gene Ontology annotation, molecular function: protein binding. The coding region runs from base 720 to 2612 and encodes 630 amino acids. The record is from RefSeq and is a predicted model, not a curated record.
UUUUGAAAAUUUAUCGUUAAAUAUUUGUUUUGUUACAAAAUUUGAUUAGAUUUUGAACAUAUAAUCUUCGAAUAUGUAUAUUAGAAAUGACUUCUGCAUAGGUAGAGUAGGUGACGUUUGUUUAUAUUCUUUUGUGUCAGACUCCACCUAUGAGAUACACCAAAUAUAUUUUUGUUGUUAAUUUUUCAAAUAUUUUCAAAUUCUCAAAAAAAAUUGGUUUGAGUGGGGUUGUUUUGGGAUUUUCACUCGUAGAACUUCAAAUUUUAUUCAAGUAAAAUGCAUAUCUAAAUACAAUUCCAUAUUUUAGAAAGUUAAAUUUUCAUGUUUCGAAUUCAAAAUCUGUGAAAAAAGGGAGUUUAGUGUUUUCCUUUUUGCCUUGUUAUUAGUUUAUAUAUAUAUUUAUGUUUCGCUUAGAAAAUAUUGGAUUCAGUUGAAACGUAAGUUGUAUAUAAACUCUCAUCCUCCAAUGUCCUUUUAUGUUUAUAAUCAAAGAUGCUAUGUCUUAGAAAUUUACAUUUGCGUAUAUGAAACACCUUUUUUUGGGUGGUAGUGGUUGUUUGUUCAUAUUUUUGCAUUUUUCCAGAAUCAGUUGAUGCUUUUUGUCUAAAAAUUUGAGUGGUGCACUUCAAUUCAUACCAUUCUGAUAUGUGUCUUUGCUGUGACAGGCCUAAAAAAGCUCUGAAUUUUAGAUCAGAGGUGAAGAGAAUUCGCGCCAGAAGAUGAAGUAUAUGAAGCUUGGAUCUAAGCCUGAUCAGUUUCAGACUCAAGGAGAUAGUAUCAGGUAUGUAGCAGCUGAAUUGGCAACUGACAUGGUUAUCAAUGUUGGAGAUGUGAAAUUUUACCUCCACAAGUUCCCCCUUCUGUUGAAGAGUUAUCGCUUACAGAAACUGAUUGCGUGUACAAACGAGGAAAAUAUUGAUGAAAUCAACAUCCAUGAUAUACCUGGUGGACCUGCUGCUUUUGAAGUAUGUGCAAAGUUCUGUUAUAAUAUGACAGUAACUUUGAAUGCAUAUAAUGUCGUUGCAGCUCGUUGUGCAGCAGAUUACUUGGAAAUGUAUGAGUCAGUUGAGAAGGGAAAUCUUAUCUACAAGAUUGAAGUUUUUCUUACGUCUAGCAUCUUCCGGAGCUGGAAAGACUCCAUCAUUGUUCUUCAGACCACAAAAGCUUUUCUUCCUUGGUCCGAGGAAUUAAAAAUCGUUAGUCAUUGCCUGGAAUCUGUAGCUUCUAAAGCUUCUGUAGAAACCUCAAAGGUGGACUGGUCUUACACUUAUAACCAUAAAAAGCUUCCAUCCGAAAACGGAAGUGAUCUGCACUGUAAUGCGAUAAGCUGGCAACAGCUUGUUCCAAUAGAUUGGUGGGUUGAGGACCUUUGUGAGCUUCAUAUUGAUUUGUAUAAACGGGUCAUAGUAACAAUAAAAACAAAAGGAAGGAUUUCUUCAGAAGCAAUAGGUGAAGCACUGAAAGCAUAUGCCAACCGGAGGCUCCCGGGAUUCAGCAAGGGCAGUAUACAAGGAAGUGAUCCUGAAAAGUAUCGGUACAUGGUUGAUACGAUUACUUGGUUGUUGCCCAAAGAGAAGAACAGUGUUUCCUGCAGUUUCUUGAUCAAAUUGCUGCAAACAUCUAUUGCAUGCGAAUGUGGACAAACGAUGAGAAGUGAACUGAAGAGGAGGAUUAGCCUGCAUAUGGAAGAUGCAACAGUAGGUGACUUACUAAUUCGAGCUCCAGAUAGUGAGACUAUUAUAUUCGAUAUUGACAUAGUACACGACCUCGUAGAGAAUUUCAUGUUGCAUCAAAAGAGAGGUCAGAUUGAUAGUUCUGCAGAUAAUAGAUUCCACGAUAUAUGCCCCUCGUUUGCAUCAGAUGAUUCCGAAGUAAAGGUGGCUAGGGUAAUCGAUGGAUACCUUGCUGAAGUUGCUAGAGAUCCAAAUCUACCGCUAUCGAAGUUUAUCAAUCUUGCAGAAUUGGUCUCUAGCGUCUCUAGACCUUCCCAUGAUGGAAUUUACCGCGCUAUUGACAUGUAUCUCAAGGAACAUCCUGGGAUAACUAAAAGCGAGAGAAAAAGAAUUUGUAGGCUAAUGGACUGCAGGAAGCUAUCAGCUGAGGCCUGCAUGCAUGCUGUGCAGAACGAGCGCCUUCCUUUACGAAUAGUUGUACAAGUUCUGUUCUUUGAGCAACUCAGAGCCACAGCAUCAUCCGGUGGUGGCAGCACUCCUGACCUGACUAGACCGGUCAAAUCUUUACUCCCGGUGGGAUCUCAGAGGUGCUCCACAUCAGCUACAUCCAACAUUGAUGACAAUUCAGAUGCUGUGCUCACAGCCAAGGAACUUAAAGAUCUGAAAGGUGAGUUUGCAACUCUAAGAUUGAGAGACAGAGGAGAUAACAAUUGUAUUAACUCGAAUGACAUGAUAAAAAAUGCUGCAACGGUUGACGAUAGCAAAGUGAGGAGUUCAGUCAUGUCCAAAAAGAUGUUCUCAAAACUAUGGUCAAAUAAAGAUAGACAAAGUGAGAAUAGCAGCUCAGAUACAUCAGAAAGCCCAUCAUCUUCUAAUGCAGGGGAAACAAAGUCUACCUCAUGUAAAGUGGGAAGCAUUCCCUCUCUAAAUAUUAGCUGAAAAGUAGCCACGAGUUCAAAACCGACUAGAGACCUAUGCCCGAUAUUUAAGAGGAGAAGGGUAAAGGAACCUGUCCAUUUGAGCCUUGUGCUCGCUUGGAGAUUUCUCGUUUAUAUAAGAAAAAAACAUAGCAUAGCUGUUGCACUCCCUGUAGACUCUAGGCUAUCCACUUAGAGAAAGUAUAGAUUAGGGCAAAGGAAGUUUUUAUAGAGGGAAACAAGUUCUAUGGUAGCUUUCAAAUUCUUUCCUUAAAAGUUCACUUUCUCUGUUAAUAAGUGGCUCCCAUACACCAAUUGUAUCAUAUUCUUGACAAUUAAAAUCUCUAAUAUUAUCAAUUGUAGCUGUAUAUUUCCUUUUUUGCAAA